UGAUGAGAGGUCCUUUGGCUGCUGGUUGGUUACUGGCUGCUGGCGUGAUUGCUUCCUGUUUUGGGCGUGGCGCAGACUUUGGGCGAUGCAGUGAAUACGGGCAACAUGCACAUCCUGUUUGGGGGUCGUUGUCGUCAACGCUUCACGUGCACACUUUCAAUUGAACUGCGGCCUGUAUCCAUUUCCUUGGGCGGCCUGUCUUUUUGGGCCCCGACGGAGGAAGACGCAAGGCUGCAGGGGCUGAACACCCGCGAUUCCCAGCCAAUGGUCGAGCUCGAUCUGAUGGAAAAUCGAUCCCCGCCACCUCCACAGCUCCGCCAAGCAAAACCCGCCAGCGACCCGCACGGCUGGGAACCCUGGAGCGUUGGAGCGUCGCUCUCCCGUAAACAAGGCCGCAGAUUCCAUCCACCACUAGAAUGGGCACCGCCGAAACAAGCCACACAUCGCUAUGGCAGUGUCGCCGUUGAUACCUCCUCCCCUUGACCCUGCCGUGGCCGCCGCCGCCCAACAGCGGUCGACGUCGUCGCCUCUAAAGCGCCAGCUGUCAGCCGUCUCGUCCGCCAAUGGCACCCCGAACUCCAUCCCGAAGCAGCAGCAGCAGCUCAAGCCUAGGCAGCCAGCUGCUGCUGCCGCCGCCGCCGCCGCCCUGCCCGCCACAGACCUGAUCGAGCAGUUAAACCGGGCCGAGGCGGAGAAAUACGUGACUACCGGAUUCCUCGGAGAGGGAACAUACGCCACCGUUCACAAGGGCUACGAGCGCGCCAACCCCUCCAACGUGGUGGCCAUCAAAAUGAUAAAGGUGCAAAAGGAGUACACAGACGGCAUGCCGCCCGACGCGGUGCGCGAGCUUAAGCACCUGCAGGAGCUGUCGCACCCAAACAUCAUCACGCUGCACGCCGUCUACUCGUCCAACAGCCAGAACGUGUGCCUGGUGCUCGAGUACAUACCGCUCGGCGACCUCGAGACGCUGAUCCGCGACACCGAGGGCGUCAUCUACGGCGGCGCCGACAUCAAGGCCUGGAUGGGCAUGCUGACGCGCGCCAUCUGGUUCUGCCACGAGAACUUUGUGCUGCACCGCGACAUCAAGCCCAACAACCUGCUCAUCGCGGCCGACGGCGAGGUCAAGCUCGCCGACUUUGGCCUCGCCCGCUCCUUCGCCGACCCGCACCGCGACAUGACGGCAAACGUCAUCACGCGCUGGUACCGCCCGCCCGAGCUACUAUACGGCGCCCGUAACUACUCGGGCGCCGUCGACGUCUGGUCUGUCGGCUGCGUCUUCGCCGAGCUGGUGCUGCGCAAGCCCUACCUGCCGGGCAACUCGGAGCUCGAGCAGCUGGCCAUGGUCUGCUCCGAGCUCGGCAGCCCGACCGAGGACAACUGGCCGGGCGUCUCCAAGCUGCCCAUGUACACCCCGCCCGCAGACCCGCCCCACCCCGUGCCCGACAGGGGUCGCAUGAUGGCCGCCUUCGGCACCGCCGGCGCCGACGGUGUCGACCUGCUCAUGCGCACCCUCACCCUCGACCCCCGCAGGCGCAUCACCGCCCGCGACAUGCUGCGACACCCCUGGUGGCGCUCCCAGCCAAAGCCCACCCCCAAGGAGGACCUGCCCCGGAAGAAGGACAAGGCCGCGGAGAAGAAGGCGGCCGCCGACAUGUCGCGCAAACCGGGCCAGCUCGACGACGCAAGGGCCGCCAAGGUCGCUAGGAAGCUGGACUUUGGGGCAAAGUGAUCUUUAUGUUUCGGUUGGACUGGGAGAGGGGAGGGGGGGGGGGAUAUUUGUCACGUUCUUCUUGAGUGCGGUGAAGCGUGGAUAUCUGCUCUCUGCCAGGCGGGAGAUAAAAUAGGGCUAGUAGGCACUAAAGGUGGUUUCCGAUUGAGAACCAAAGACACGAACACGGAGUUUUGGGCGCAACAACGGCACAGCGCGGGGAUACUAUAGAUUAUAGAUACCUUAUGGCACGGGUUACUCAUGA
Molecule: messenger RNA, 1973 nt
Organism: Gaeumannomyces tritici R3-111a-1
Lineage: Eukaryota; Fungi; Ascomycota; Sordariomycetes; Magnaporthales; Magnaporthaceae
Product: CMGC/CDK/CDK7 protein kinase
Exons: 2
Coding region: 449-1729 (426 amino acids)
Biological process (GO): protein phosphorylation; positive regulation of transcription by RNA polymerase II
Cellular component (GO): transcription factor TFIIH holo complex; cytoplasm; nucleus
Molecular function (GO): RNA polymerase II CTD heptapeptide repeat kinase activity; ATP binding; cyclin-dependent protein serine/threonine kinase activity
Source: RefSeq, a predicted model, not a curated record